Messenger RNA from Cryptococcus deneoformans JEC21, 2372 nucleotides. RefSeq names its product histone deacetylase 3, putative. The transcript is spliced from 4 exons. Lineage: Eukaryota; Fungi; Basidiomycota; Tremellomycetes; Tremellales; Cryptococcaceae. Bases 83 to 1618 code for a protein of 511 amino acids. The record is from RefSeq and is a predicted model, not a curated record.
AAAGAAUCCAACGAAUGUACUGCUUUGUUUGGUCUGCAUCAUCUCUUCAGCGCAAUCCUAUAUUUCUCCAGACUAUCAACUAAUGGUACCAUCUACAAGUUCAACAAAUCACUCUGCAUUUAGAGUGUCAUACUUAUGGUCGCCUGCUCUUCAACGUCUAUCCGACGACUUGCCUUCGAAUGUCGGACGAUCAAGUAUGGUGCAUGAUUUGAUCAGAUCACUCGACUUACUUGACUUUGAAGAGCUGAAAGAGAGGUUCUUGAAAAGCGAUAAUCCGGAAGAUGAGGAUGGAAAGAGUGAGGAUGAUGACGAUAAUGAAGCGGACAGGAACGAAGUUAACAAUGGAGAUAAACAAGGGGCUGAUGGAGAGCCCCAAAGAAGAAAACCGGGCAGCCCGACUGCGUCUCCACCCCACGCCCAAAAUAAGAAAGCCACAGUCGUAUUUCCUCAACCAAGUCUAGGUACCAAGGCAUGUCUCCUAAAAUACCAUGAUCGCUCAUACAUAGAGCGCCUUCUAAUGGCUCACACCGACAGAGAUCCUAAUGAUCCUACUCAUCUCCCUUCUUCACCUUCGUCAUCCGCUUCUUCUCCCCGGCCUGCCAAGAUUGCUCGCACAGAUCCUUACAAUCUCUCGCACGACAAUCCUGUAUUUCCAACUUUAGCGUCGUACAUCUCCCACGUAACAGCCGCUACAUCCACGGCGUGCCGUCUGCUUGCCACUGACAAAGCUGACUGGGCGGUAUGUUGGGAUGGUGGCCGGCAUCAUGCGAAAAGAAAAGAGGCUGGAGGAUUUUGUUAUGUGAAUGAUCUCGUCCUGGGUGGCUUGUUGCUCUCCCGCGAAGGGCGAAUACCAUUACCGUUGAAAGAAGGGGAAGAUCCGAAGAGGCAGAGGACAAGGGCACCAAGGAUACUCUACCUUGAUAUGGACCUCCACUACUCUGAUGGAGUUUCAGCAGCCUUCCACUCCCCCACAGUAUAUCCCUACCCCUUGAAAGAAGGCAUAACCCCCCCGAAACCACCAAACGUCCUGACCCUUUCCGUCCACCACUCAUCUCCCAUCUUCUUCCCUCCUCCUACACCCCUCUCUCUCCUACCCUCCCCAGAUACUGAAUCUCCGUUCUCUCUCUCCAUCCCACUCUCAGCUUACCCUUCCCGCCAAACAUAUGCGAAAGUUUUCAACCAAUGUAUCCAGCCGAUCCGCGAAGCUUGGGAUCCAGACUACAUCAUUCUCCAGCUCGGCACUGAUGGUCUUCCUGGAGAUAGAGUGGGCCAGUACGGAAACUGGUCUGUUGAUGGGGAAGGAGGGAUCAAGUGGGUUGUGGAGCGAGUGAAAGAGUGGGGGAAGAAAGUUUGUGUGACAGGUGGAGGAGGGUAUAGACAUGAUAAUGCUGCUAGAGCGUGGGCCGAGGUCACGGGCGUCUUGCUGGAUAGAGACUUUGUCGAGGACAUGCCUAUUCCCCACCAUGAUCAUUUUGAGCAGUACGCUCCGUCUUUUACUCUACAAGUGCCAGACAGCCAUAUGAGGGACGAAAACAAGCCAGAAGAUCUGGAAAAGGCUGCCGAAGUGUUCAACGUCCUCGCUGAGAGAAUUAAAAUCAUUGUAGACGCCAAUUCAUAGCCACGGCCAUACACAACGCAUCUAUACAUAAUGUUACUAGGCUUUCAAUUAAGUAACUACGCAAACUUCUUUCCCUGCUCAUCACACCAGUUCCAAACCUCUUCUAUCCUCUUCUUAUCCAACAAAUCAGAUCGGCAGAUACCGACGGUGUUGUAAGGGACGACGUAUUCGCCGUUCAAGAACCAAGCAUCGGGUAAAGGAAGGGUCGCGGCGUAGAGCUGAUUGAGAGCACCUGUGGAGGGGUCCCGGGUGAACAAAUGCUUUUUUACAACGUUAGCUUAUUGACAUAGUUAAUUCGUGAGAGAACUUACUCUCAACCAGGGAACCCAUCGAUAAAAGAUUCCAACGAAAGGUAAAUGGUUUGUCAGAUUUGUCGCAACCAAACCUACAUCAGCAAUUAUAUAAGCAUUCUAUCGGUCUAACUUGAAAAAGGACGACUUGCCAGGAUGGACAGCAACUGCAAUCAACCUUCCCUCUUUUCCAUAGGUAUCCUCAAGAUAUUUCGCACUCGCAAUGUUACCCCACUUGCUCUGUGCAUACUCAGUCCACUUGUCAAGUUCGUAUUUGCCUUGUCCGGAACCGGUGUCAGAAGGGUCUCGGACAACUGAUUUGAAGUUGACACCUCCCUUGGGUGCCAUGGAGUGUCCGGCGGAGGAAGUCAGGAUGACUCGGGAAGGAAGGCUGGGAGGGGAAGAGAGAAGAAGUGGUAAGAGGAGAGUGAUGAGACGGUGAUGGCCGAGAGUCUAUAUUUACU